AUGUCAGGUUUAGCAUGUAAUUCGUGUAACAAGGAAUUCGAAGACGACGCUGAGCAGAAGCUCCACUACAAAUCCGAAUGGCACCGUUACAAUCUCAAGCGCAAAAUUGCUGGUGUUCCUGGAGUUACAGAAUCACUGUUUGAAGCUCGUCAAGCUGCAAUUGCUAAUGAGAAGAUCAAAGCUAAAGAAGCACCUAUGCUUUACAGUUGCGGAAUCUGUGAUAAAAGUUACAGAAGCUCCAAGGCUCAUGAGGAGCAUCUCAAGGCAAAGAGCCACAUUUCCAAGGCUUCUUCACAAGGUGUAAGCAACGGAGAGGAGGAUAAAGCGAUACUUAAGAAGCUUCCUCCUCGUGUUCGUGUUGAGAAGAACGACCCUGCCCUGCUAAAAGGCUCAAUUGAGGAGGAGAGUGAGGAGAGUGAAGAUGAAUGGGUUGAGAUGGGUUCGGAUGAGGAGCUGAAUGACGAUGAAGAUAUGGAUGAGAAUGAGUCUGGUUCUGGUGAAGAAGAUAUGGAUGAGGAUGAGAUCGAGUUUGAGUUGGACCCGACUUGCUGUUUGAUGUGUGAUAGGAAGCAUAAGACGAUUGAGAAGUGUAUGGUUCAUAUGCAUAAGCACCAUGGAUUCUUCAUUCCUGAUAUCGAGUACCUUAAGGAUCCGAAAGGGUUUUUGACCUACGUCGGUCUAAAGGUCAAGAGGGACUUCAUGUGUCUGUACUGCAAUGAAUUGUGCCAUGCUUUCACAAGUCUGGAAGCUGUUAGAAAGCAUAUGGAAGCUAAAAGUCAUUGCAAAGUGCAUUACGGUGAUGGUGAUGAUGAAGAAGAUGGAGAGCUAGAAGAGUUUUAUGACUACAGCAGCAGCUAUGCCAAUGAAGGCGACAAUCAGAUGGUUGUGUCCGGCGAAUCAGAUAACACCGUGGAGCUCUUUGGUGGGUCUGAGCUCGUGAUCACCAAGAGAACAGAGAACAAAGUAACGUCUAGGACUCUCGGGUCUCGAGAGUUCAUGCGCUACUACAAACAGAAGCCACCUCCAUCUUCUCAGAGGAACAUCGUCAACUCUCUAGCCAUGAGGUACAAGAGCAUGGGACUAGCGACGGUGCAGUCUAAGGAGAACAUAGUGAGGAUGAAGGUGAUGAGAGAGAUGAACAAACGAGGAGCGAGAUCGCGUGUUAAGCUCGGAAUGAAGAGCAACGUCAUCAGAAAUCUGCCCAACAACGUCACGUAUUAG
Molecule: messenger RNA, 1221 nt
Organism: Microthlaspi erraticum
Lineage: Eukaryota; Viridiplantae; Streptophyta; Magnoliopsida; Brassicales; Brassicaceae
Source: the annotation of a GenBank genome assembly